Capsella rubella is the source of this 935-nucleotide messenger RNA. RefSeq names its product 14-3-3-like protein GF14 epsilon. The record is from RefSeq and is a predicted model, not a curated record. Gene Ontology annotation, biological process: signal transduction. Gene Ontology annotation, cellular component: cytoplasm. NCBI's taxonomy places the organism in Eukaryota, Viridiplantae, Streptophyta, Magnoliopsida, Brassicales, Brassicaceae. The coding region runs from base 47 to 796 and encodes 249 amino acids. The transcript has 5 exons.
UCACAUAAGAAACAAAGUCCGUGAAAAAUAGGAGAUUGUCGAAGUUAUGAAAAAUGAGAGAGAAAAACUUAUUUAUUUGGCUAAGCUCGCCUGCAAAGCUGAAAGAUAUGAUGAUGUGAUGAAAGCGAUGAGAAAAGUGUGUGAGCAUGAUAAAGAGCUAAGCGAAGAGGAGAUAUUUCUAUUGAAAACUGGGUACAAGAAUGUGAUGGAGACUAAGAGAGCUUCAUUGAGAGUAAUAUCAUCCAUUGCAAAAAUAGAAGCCGAGAAAGGAAACGACCAAAAAGUGAAAAUAAUCAAAGAAAAACAAGAAAUGGUUAAAGAUGAAUUUUUCAAUGUUUGUAAUGACAUUUUGUUUCUCAUUGAUGCUCAUCUCAUUCCAUCAACUACCAAUGUGGAAUCAACUGUCUUUUUUUACAGAAUGAAAGGAGAUUAUUUUCGAUAUAUGGGAGAGUUUGGUUCUGAUGCUGAAAGUGAAGAAAUUGCUGACGGUUCUCUUGAGGCAUAUAAGGUUGCAAUGGAAAUGGCAGAGAAUAGUUUAGAACCCACCAAUUUGGUUAGACUUGGGUUGGCUUUGAACUUCUCGGUUUUCACUUAUGCGAUUCUUAAUUCCACUGAAAGAGCAUGUAAAUUGGCUAAACAAGCUUAUGCAGAAGCAAUUGCCGAAUUCGAUGGCCUUGACAAGGAAAAAUACGAAGAGAGCAUAUUUAUCAUAGAUAUGCUGAAAUAUAAUCUUUCUGUGUGGUCGUUAGACAAAGCUUUUGAUAAUGAAAUCCCGAAAAACAAGAAAGACGAUUAGAACAUGUCUUUUGGGACUAUGAAGUUUGAUAUGAGAUUAUUAUUAGACUCAUAGCUUGUGUUAAUAAGGUUUGAUAUUUGUAUACAGAACUAAUUUUAAGAGUCUUCUUAUUAACAACAACUCAUAUAAACUCAAAUAA